This is a messenger RNA of Cylicocyclus nassatus, 1038 nucleotides long. NCBI's taxonomy places the organism in Eukaryota, Metazoa, Nematoda, Chromadorea, Rhabditida, Strongylidae. The record is from the annotation of a GenBank genome assembly.
AUGCACAACAAAGGCUUUGAAAGAACAUUCUGGCCAUGCAAAACGCCUGUCCUUUUAAAUAGACGUCUGGCACCGGAUCGGCAGACAAACUUUAAGGUUAUGCUAGCAUUAUUUCUUCUUCUGUUCCUUAUAUGCCCACAUCUUCAAUGUCGGAGACUUACAACGGAGGAGAAUGAGCUCAACAGCAUUAAAUGCGGCGUUCAUUUCCUAGGGCAGCCCGUUCAGGGAAACCGUCUGGUCAAAAAGUCUUAUGGAGGUCGAGAAUUCGAAGAAAAUGAGUAUCCUUGGACUGCUGUGUUACUAAAAAAUGGGCAAGCAUAUUGCAGUGGUGUUCAAAUAUCUCCACGACAUAUUUUGACAGCUGCUCACUGUGUGUUGGCCUUUGACGAAAUAGAGAGGAUGGAGCUGUGUCGCAUGAACCAGUCACAGAGCAUUGUUUCCUACAUGGAUAUGCCAGAAAAUAUACUAGUAGCAAUCGGUGGGGAGAAAGUGAACUGCAACAGCUUCCCUUGCCAAUACAAUAAGAAUUUGUAUAGAGCAAAAAAGAUCACAACAAAGGAAAUGAGCAUGUGUGACCUCAAAGAGGAUCUGGCACUUAUUGAACUCAGCCAAAAUAUCUUGGAAAACGACUCGACAGCGAUUUGCAUGCCCAAAGAUGACUUGCAACCGGAUCGUGUUCUCUAUGCAAGCGGCAUCGGAAUCGAUCCUUCAAGCCCUAUCACUUUCGAGAAUCAGAACGGCGAGCAAGCACAUGGACAGCAAGUAGUAGCACUCCGCUAUCACGCAGUCGAUCAGUUACUGCACCAGAUUGAAACCGUGACCUUUGCAAAAGGAACAUGUUCAGGAGACAGUGGGGGUCCGCUGUUUCAAGUGAACGAAGAGGGACGCCAUAUCCUUGUGGGAAUUAAUAGCAGCAAAGUUCGAAAUUGCAAACAGCAUAACGAAAAUAUGAUAAACUAUUUCACUGACGUACGUGCGAAUUUGGACUGGAUCUGCAAAUAUUCAGGUGUCUGCCCACUGGAAGAAGAAUUGUGGUGA